AUGCAGGCCACUCGCCGACUCCUACAACACCGACAGCCCAUGAUCAAGUUUGUUGGAAGACGGCACACUCCUCCUCAGAGUGAGACCUGCCAAAAUCUCCAUGCUCGAUCGCGCUGACGUCGCCCUCAGAAGUCGACCACUCUCCCCACGUUCACCCCGAGUCUCCUACCAAGUCCCUCCCCGGGUCGUUCGCCUCGUACCGCGAGAAGGCAACUCAGCAUGGUCCUCUGAAAUCUGGCAAUGGCCAGGCUGCACCAUCAGGUGCAAGCAGCCCAUCGGCGUCCGUACCACCCCAGAACCCAUAUGGAGCGAUUGGAGGCAGGAGCGCGAAGGAGCUGGGACCGAUAAGACCAGGAAAGGGAGAGUUCUUCGAUCGGAGCGAGCUGCCAGAGCGCUUCCACCGUACUCCGUGGACCCAGGCUGAGAUUGAAGCCGUGGAGAGCGGAGGGGCUAGCAUGUUCGCGUGA
This is a messenger RNA of Lecanosticta acicola, 467 nucleotides long. Lineage: Eukaryota; Fungi; Ascomycota; Dothideomycetes; Mycosphaerellales; Mycosphaerellaceae. The record is from the annotation of a GenBank genome assembly.